AUGCGUUUGCUGCACCACCCCAGCCUCCACCUUUCUCACGCCGGACGAUAUUUACUACGUCCGCUCGCUUCUACUCUCUAUUCUAAACCGUUUAUCCGUGCAACCGAAAAGCUGGAGCUGCCGUCGAUCUCGCAGGUCCAUACCCGCGGUCCUGCUGACAUUCCCUGGUACAACCACCACGCAGCGGAACGACCGUUAUUGCCCGGCGACAAACUCCCCGCUCUCAGCCUGCCGACAGCCCAGGGCCUUUCCCGGAACGCCUAUCACGAUCCGUCUUUGAGCAAUUCCACCAAUUCUAGCGCUCGCACAAGUCUGUCUGGUGCCUCCGUGCCAGCAAACGAACCUAGGAGCCCGCCGUCCUCUGCGGACCUGUCUGGGACCCAGGGCCGGCUUUCAUUAGAUUCUUCCGCGACUGAAUACAGUCUCCCACCUUCGGUCAACGAAGGGUACUAUCCGAGCCCGACUUCUCUCGGCAGCAUGAACCAGGCCCAGCCGUAUAUGGAUGUCCACUCGCACAUGUCUUCUGCUCAAUCAUACGCUCCCCAAGGCGCAACCGCAGGCGCAAUGUCCCACUAUCAGUAUCACGGGCAACCCCCCGUUAUGCAACCCGCAUCUUCUUACCCCCCGGCUGCUUAUCCCCAAUAUGGAUACGCGAGUGGCGUGACUUCACCCCCAACUGGACACCCCCCGAGCUCCAUGGGCCAGAUGCCGGCUCAGUUGCUACCAUUGCCUGGUAAGCUCCAAAGCCAGAGUGUCGAUGAUUAUUCUGAUCGUUAUCAAGUGAGCAAUCACGCCGUGGCCCCUCCGAGUGGAUAUGGGAACAACACUGGUGCUCCCCUACAAGGAUUCGUCUUUGAUGGUACCGGUCAAGUUGCUCCUCCGGGAGCCAAGCCCCGAGUGACAGCCACAUUAUGGGAAGAUGAGGGCAGUCUCUGCUACCAGGUGGAAGCCAAGGGGGUGUGUGUAGCUCGACGAGAGGACAACCACAUGAUCAAUGGUACAAAGUUGCUCAAUGUAGCUGGCAUGACUCGUGGCCGACGUGAUGGAAUCCUCAAGAGCGAAAAGCUUCGCCAUGUGGUGAAAAUUGGACCAAUGCAUUUGAAAGGUGUCUGGAUCCCAUUCGAGCGUGCUUUGGAAUUUGCCAACAAGGAGAAGAUCACCGAUCUCUUGUAUCCACUCUUUGUGCAUAAUAUCGGUGGUCUUCUAUACCACCCGGCCAAUCAGACUCGGACAAACAUGGUAGUGCAAGACUCUCAGCAGCGACGGUUGGAAGGUCCUCCCCCGGGUCCCCAUCGCACGCCAUCUGGCUCCCAGCAACCCCCGCUUCAUCAGCAGCCUUCUAUGCAGCCUACGCCCAUGUCCUCUCACAUGUCCCAAGGCCCAAUGAGUGGCCAGCCUGGCUCGAGACCUGGCCUCGAGCGUGCGAACACAUUUCCUACACCACCUGCCAGCGCAUCUAGCCUGAUGGGGGUCACCAAUCAGAGCGGUUCAUAUGAAUGGGGCGGACAAGUGCCACACACACAACCUUUGUCCAUCGACACCACACUGAGCAACCAGCGCUCAAUGCCAACAACUCCCGCAACCACCCCACCGGGCAACAACAUGCACGGCUUGCCAGCCUACCAAGGCCAAGCCUACGACAGCUCCAAGCCCUACUACUCCGCGCCACCACAAUCACACGCGCAAUACGCGCCGCACACCCCACUUACCCAAUCAGGGAUGCCCAGUUACGGCCAAUCCUUGCCCGGCGGGUACAUGAAAAGCGAAAUGGCGCCACCUAACCCACGCCCCGGCGCCUCAGAGCCCGAAACCUCCGAGCGCGACUCAAACCGCUACAGCCAGAGCAACGGGCCCGGCGAGCCCGUCGCCGAACACGACCAGGAGUACAUGCCAGACCACAACACCGGAUACAACUCCAACCGCGGCUCUUACACUUACACCACAAAUCCCUCUGUCAGCUCCCUUACCGGCGAGCACUCCCAACUCACCCCGGAAAUGACCAGCUCCCCGAGCCAGCAAAACGGCUCCGGUCGCAUGACCCCGCGCACGGGCACUGGCCCCCCCUCCCCACUGGGCUUCGGGGUAUAA
Molecule: messenger RNA, 2088 nt
Organism: Penicillium robsamsonii
Lineage: Eukaryota; Fungi; Ascomycota; Eurotiomycetes; Eurotiales; Aspergillaceae
Product: KilA-N domain-containing protein
Exons: 4
Coding region: 1-2088 (695 amino acids)
Biological process (GO): positive regulation of transcription by RNA polymerase II
Cellular component (GO): nucleus
Molecular function (GO): DNA-binding transcription factor activity; sequence-specific DNA binding
Source: RefSeq, a predicted model, not a curated record